AUGAAACGUUUGUUUAGCUUCAGCGUAGUGAACUUUAUCAAAAAACCUGCUCAAAUAAUCACCCCGCCUCUGUAUUCCCUGUCAGUUUACCGUCGAUCCGAAUCCGCUUCCCAUUUUCACACGAAAUCGACGAAUGACAUCAGACAAAUGGAUCUGAGUGACAUGAGAAAAAAAUAUAAAGGCGAUGAUGAGUCUUUUGAAGAGGAUCAGCUCAUUUCCCUUGACCCUAUUAAGCAGUUUGGCGAGUGGUUCGAUCAAGCGACAAAAUGCCCAGAAAUUGGUGAGGCCAACGCCAUGUGCCUUGCAACAGCAUCCAAGGACGGGAGGCCUUCUGCUCGAAUGGUGCUGCUGAAAGGUUACAGUAACGAUGGAUUCUGCUUCUUCACUAAUUACGAGAGCCGUAAAGGCAAAGAGCUGGAUAUAAAUCCCCAUGCCUCUCUUGUGUUUUAUUGGGAACCUCUGAAUAAGCAGGUUCGUAUCGAAGGUACUGUAGAGAGAAUCUCACGUCAGAAUUCAGCUGAAUAUUUUCAUUCCAGACCCAGAAGCAGUCAGAUUGGAGCAGUUGUGAGCAGGCAGAGCAUCGUGAUACCCAACAGACAUUACCUAAGAGAGAAGAACGCAGAGCUGGAGAAGAAAUAUAAGGACUCAGAGGUCCCGGUACCGGAUUAUUGGGGAGGCUACAUUGUUAAUCCAUACCUGAUUGAGUUCUGGCAAGGUCAAACCAACAGACUGCACGAUCGUAUUGUUUUCACAAGAAACAAGGAGGGUGAGACUGAACUUCAGGAAAUGCAGCAUCAGGCCGAGGGAGGUUGGGUGUACCACCGCUUAGCACCUUGAUAGGAAACCUGACCAUUUCACUCAAGAGAAUCAAUAUUCUAGACUAACUAGAGUACUUUAGGAAGUUAAAUGAAACACAUAUAGUUUUAAUUAAAGAAAGACCCUUAAUGUCUUUGAUGUCAUUGUUUUAUCUGUUUACUGAUUGUUUUUGUACCGUAGAAUAAUUAAUUUUAAAUAUUUUAGUAUGUACAUUUGAAUCUUUUCAAUAGGAUAGUAAAUGAUAUGAUGCCUGUGCUACAACAUAUACAUCAUAAACUGUAACUCACACAAGAAGCAAACAACAUUUUAAAUUAGGAACAUAUAUGAAGUUUGAGAAAAUUUCAUUUUCUGUGAAAAGCUUCGUUACAUUUGUAUGUUGUAACUAUUUAAUCUGGGGGUUUUUUCUCACAAAUACAAUAACAUCAAAACUCUCAAAUAAAGCUGAUCUGGAACCUU
Molecule: messenger RNA, 1272 nt
Organism: Tachysurus fulvidraco (yellow catfish)
Lineage: Eukaryota; Metazoa; Chordata; Actinopteri; Siluriformes; Bagridae
Gene: pnpo
Product: pyridoxamine 5'-phosphate oxidase
Exons: 7
Coding region: 1-837 (278 amino acids)
Biological process (GO): pyridoxine biosynthetic process; pyridoxal 5'-phosphate biosynthetic process
Molecular function (GO): FMN binding; pyridoxamine phosphate oxidase activity
Source: RefSeq, a predicted model, not a curated record